AUGGCGGUCAUCAGCUGCACAUCAGUUGAGCAAAAGCGGGCGCCGAUCGCGCUGGCGAUCCAUGGCGGUGCCGGAACAAUUUUACCGGAAAACCUGAACCCACAACUUGAGGCGCAGAUAACAAGCAAGUUAACAGAAGCUGUGCGGGCGGGUCAUGAGAUACUGGAAGCCGGUGGCAGCAGCUUGGACGCGGUGCAGACUGCGGUGAUGAUUCUAGAAGACUCGCCGUUGUUCAAUGCUGGCAAGGGCGCGGUCUUCAACGCCGAAGGAGAAAACGAACUAGACGCAGCAAUCAUGUCGGGCGCCGAUCUGAAUGCUGGCGCGGUCGCGAGCCUAAGGCGAGUAAAGAACCCGAUUCUGGCAGCGCGUCGCGUGAUGGAAGACUCUCCCCAUGUUUUGCUCGCGGGUCAGGGGGCGGAGGUCUUUGCACAAGCGCAAGGCUUACAACUGGUCGACCCUUCCUAUUUUCAUACGCAGAAGCGACGAGAGCAGCUUGAUAAGGCCAAAGCUCGGGCGCGCCAGAAAUUCGGUCUAUCACUCCGAUCAAUCAACCUGCCGCAUGAUUCGGAUGAAUGGUAUUCAACGGUUGGUGCGGUCGCGUUGGAUCGUCAGGGGAACCUAGCCGCUGGUACGUCGACCGGUGGGCUCACCAACAAGAAGUGGGGCCGGGUGGGUGACGUACCGAUCAUCGGCGCGGGCACCUACGCCAACAACGAGACCUGUGCAGUAUCAGCAACCGGCCAUGGUGAGUACUUUAUCCGUUCGGUGGUGGCCUAUGAUAUUUGCGCCUUGAUGGACUAUCAGAAUAAGACAUUGGCUGAGGCCACCGACGCCGUCGUCAUGAACAAGCUGGUAGCACGUGGUGGCAAUGGCGGUGUGAUUGCUAUCGAUGGACAGGGCAAGGUGUCGCUACGUUUUAACACCGCUGGUAUGUAUCGCGCAGCCAUUGACGCCGAUGGCCGAUUGACUGUGGGUAUCUACCGCUAA
Nerophis lumbriciformis (worm pipefish) is the source of this 987-nucleotide messenger RNA. Lineage: Eukaryota; Metazoa; Chordata; Actinopteri; Syngnathiformes; Syngnathidae. The record is from RefSeq and is a predicted model, not a curated record.